AUGAGCGGUCCCAAGGCUGUCGCUGAGAAUAUGCUCUGGGGAGGUCGAUUUACCCAGGGCCUCGACCCCCUCAUGGUUCAAUACAACCAGUCUCUGCCCUAUGACCGCAUUUUCUGGAAGCAAGACAUUGCCGGAUCAAUUGCCUUUGCUCGGGCCAAUGUUAAGACCGGUAUCCUUACUGAGCAUGAGUUCUCCGAGAUCGAGCGCGGCUUCAAGCAGAUCGCCGAGGAAUGGAGCUCCAAUACAUUCGUCGUUAAGGAGAACGACGAGGACAUUCAUACCGCUAAUGAGCGUCGACUAUCGGAAAUCGUUGGCAAGGAGAUUGGAGGCAAGCUGCACACUGGUCGGUCCCGUAACGAACAAGUUGCGACUGACAUGCGUCUGUGGCUGAGGGACGAGCUCCGCAGGCUGGACAGCAUCUUGUGCGACCUCAUCAAGGUCUCGAUAUCUCGUGCAGAGAGCGAGCUUGACUACCUCAUGCCUGGUUACACCCAUUUGCAGAAGGCUCAGCCCGUCCGAUGGAGUCACUGGGUCCUGUCUCAUGCCACGGCUUUCGCUAGCGAGCUCCAACGUUUGCGUGAAGUCACCAAGCGUGUCAACCGCAGCCCCCUUGGCACCGGUGCCCUGGCAGGAAACCCAUUCAACAUUGACCGUGAGGCAAUGGCCAAGGAGCUGGGCUUCGAUGGUCUGUUGUACAACUCGAUGAACACGGUCGCCGACCGUGACUUUGCCAUGGAGACUAUGCAGUGGGGUAGCUCAUUUAUGCUCAAGAUCUCUCGCUGGGCCGAGGAUCUGAUCAUCUAUAGCAGCUUGGAAUUUGGAUUUGUCCGUUUGUCCGACGCUUAUUCAACUGGUUCUUCGUUGAUGCCUCAGAAGAAAAACGCAGACAGCCUGGAGCUUCUGCGUGGAAAGGCCGGUCGAGCCUUUGGCCAAAUGGCCGGUCUGAUGGUUACUAUCAAGGGCCUUCCGACCACCUACAACAAAGACCUACAGGAGAGCAUCGAACCUCUCCUUGAUCACAUCAAGACUGUUAGCGACAGCAUCCAGAUCGCAACCGGUGUGCUCUCGACCCUCACCGUCAUUCCCGAAAAGAUGACCGCCGCUUUGGCGCCUGAAAUGCUCGCCACUGAAAUUGCCGACUACCUGGUUCGCAAGGGUGUUCCUUUCCGUGAGGGUCAUCACAUCUCUGGUCGCGUUGUUGCCCUAGCGGAACAGACCAACAUCCCCAUGGAUACGCUCUCCCUCGAGCAUCUGAAGACCGUCGAUGUACGAUUUGACGAAGAUGUGCGCACUUGUCUGGACUACGAGCGUGCAGUUGAACUGAAGGAUGCUAUCGGCGGCACCAGUCGGCGGGCUGUCUUGGAGCAGACUUCUGUCCUUAGGAGUCUGCUGUGA
Aspergillus alliaceus is the source of this 1395-nucleotide messenger RNA. RefSeq names its product argininosuccinate lyase ARG4. NCBI's taxonomy places the organism in Eukaryota, Fungi, Ascomycota, Eurotiomycetes, Eurotiales, Aspergillaceae. Gene Ontology annotation, molecular function: argininosuccinate lyase activity. Bases 1 to 1395 code for a protein of 464 amino acids. Gene Ontology annotation, cellular component: cytosol. The transcript has 3 exons. The record is from RefSeq and is a predicted model, not a curated record.